This is a messenger RNA of Fusarium keratoplasticum, 1551 nucleotides long. RefSeq names its product Aldedh domain-containing protein. The transcript has 3 exons. Gene Ontology annotation, molecular function: aldehyde dehydrogenase (NAD+) activity. NCBI's taxonomy places the organism in Eukaryota, Fungi, Ascomycota, Sordariomycetes, Hypocreales, Nectriaceae. The record is from RefSeq and is a predicted model, not a curated record. The coding region runs from base 1 to 1551 and encodes 516 amino acids.
AUGGAGGCAUACCAUCUUUGGAUCGGCGGCCAGACGGUGGCUGGAAAUGGCCAAGAACUGACUAUCAAGAGUCCAGCCACCGGGGAGCUGGUUGCGAAAUGUCAUACAGCGUCAGAGCAAGACAUCGAUAUCGCAGUCCGGGCGGCGCAGAGUACGUUUGAGUCAGGAGUCUGGUCAAAAUGCCCACGCCAGACGCGAGCAGAGGUACUAGAAAAGGCCGCCACCUUGCUCACCGACAACCUGGAGGAACUCAUCUUGCUCGAGGUUGCGCAGACCGGGCGAGCCAUUCGUGAGAUGCGAGCUCAAGUGCCCUCUCUCGUCCGCUGGUUUCGGUACUACGCAGCCUUGCUCCGCACCGAAGAAAGGGCUGUGCUUCCCACUUCUGGCAAACUUCACAACUGGGUUGACCGCGUGCCCCUCGGCGUCGUGGCGCAGAUCACUUCCUUCAACCACCCUCUUCUGAUUGCGGUCAAGAAGCUCGCCCCUGCGCUGGCAGCGGGAAACAGCAUUGUCCUCAAGCCUAGCGAGCUGACACCGCUUACAAGCCUGAGGCUGGGGCCAAUCUUGAAAGCGGCAGGCUUGCCCGACGGUGUGUUCAAUGUCGUCCCUGGCUUUGGGGCCGUCACUGGAAGAGCGCUCACCACCCACCGUCUGAUCAGAAAGGUUGAUGUGACUGGCGGCACCGCAGCAGGGCGCCUCAUCGGGGCCGCGGCUGGGCAGAACUUGGCUCACCUGACUGCCGAGCUCGGUGGCAAGGCGCCAGUCGUGGUCCUCAAGGACGCCGAUAUCGACGCUGCUGUGAACGGUGUCGCCUUUGGGGCCUUCAUCGCAAGUGGCCAGACAUGCGUUGCAGCAACGCGCAUACUCAUCGACAAGAGCAUCUCCCUAGCCUUUCUAUCCAAGCUGAUCGAAAAAGCAAAAAUGAUCCGCGACAACAUGGGACUUCCCACCAAUCCAGCCUCGUCCAUGGGUCCUCUCAUUUCUGAACGGCAACUGGACAACCUGCAAAGCCUCGUCGACGAUGCAGUAGCUGAUGGUAAUGCCAAAGUCCUCUUCGGAGGAGCACGAUUGAGGGGUUCGUCCAAGCUCGACGGUGCCGACUUUGGUUACGGAUUCUUCUUCCCGCCAACCAUCUUAUCUUCCACUGUUGACAACAAUAUCACGCGUAGCAGGAUCUGGCGCGAAGAAGCUUUCGGGCCCGCGAUAGUGGUUGCCGAGUUCGAAACAGUGACUGAUGCCAUUGAGCUGGCCAAUGAUACCGAGUUCGGCUUGGGCGCUGCAGUUUGGACCAGGGAUAUCAGCCAGGCCUUUGAGGUUUCGCAGAGCAUUCAGGCUGGCAUUGUUUGGGUAAAUACGCACCAUCGCAAUGAUCCCAGCAGCCCUUGGGGAGGGGCCACCAACGCCAGCGGCGUAGGUAGUGAGAACGGGAUAAGCUCAUACCACGCCUACACUACCAUGAAGAGUACCAUCAUCAACUACGCAUCCACCGAGGAAGCACGGGAGCUGGAGGACUGGUUCGGAGGGGAAGAUAGGCAGGUUCGAUACGGAUGA